Aspergillus campestris IBT 28561 is the source of this 1001-nucleotide messenger RNA. RefSeq lists its product as uncharacterized. The transcript is spliced from 3 exons. Gene Ontology annotation, molecular function: protein binding. Lineage: Eukaryota; Fungi; Ascomycota; Eurotiomycetes; Eurotiales; Aspergillaceae. Bases 1 to 933 code for a protein of 310 amino acids. The record is from RefSeq and is a predicted model, not a curated record.
AUGGCAUCCGAUCUCGAUCAGCUCAUUGAGAUGGGCUUUGAUAAAGAAAGAGCCCAGUUAGCCGUGUCAAAGACCGGUGGCAUCCAGGGUGCUCUCGAAUGGCUCGAACAGAAUCAAGACAAAUCGCUCGACGAGAUCAAGGCGUCCAAUGACGCCCAAGAGGAAGAAGAAGGACCCCCUCUGCAGCCUGGUGAAGAGGCUCGCAGCUUGGUGUGCAACGAGUGCGGCAAAAAAUUCAGAAGCCAGGCCCAGGCUGAAUUCCACGCUUCCAAGUCUGAGCAUGUGGACUUUUCCGAAUCCACGGAAGAACUCAAGCCGUUGACCGAGGAGGAGAAGAAAGCAAAGUUGGAGGAGCUCCGCCUGAAAUUAGCUGAGAAACGUGCCGGUUUGACGGAACAGGAGAAGGCCGAUAAAAAGAGGAACGAGGAAAUCCGAAGAAAGAGCAACAAGGAAAACCAGGAUGCCAAGGAGGACCUCGAAAAGAAACAGAGGAUGAAGGAGGCCGCGAAGAAGAAGCAGGAGAAGCAGGAUGAGAUCGAAGCCAAGCGACGGGUGAAAGCCAAGAUCGAAGCCGACAAGGAAGAGCGCCGAUUGAGAUCUGAACGCGAGAAAGCGGAACGGGCGGGAAAGCCACUUCCUGCUCAACCGACGCCGGCACCCGCGCCCACAUCCUCGGGACCUGUCGCAUCGAAACCGGCGUCUGCUUACACGGAGACUCGCCUGCGAUUCCAGACACCCAAGGGUAGCGUUAUGAAGACGAUGCCUGUCACCACCACACUCUUUGAGGUCGCGGCGGCUUUGAACCAAGAAGAUGGCAUUGAGGUGCAGAGCUUUUUGCAGACCUACCCGAGGAAGGUAUUCGAUUCGGAGUAUUUUGGCGAGUCGCUGAAAGAUCUGGGCUUGAUCCCCAGUGCCAGUCUCGUCAUUCAAUGAUGCGAUACUAUUGUUAACCAAGAAAUGAUAUUCAUUAAACCUUCACAUGACGUGAUGGGUUAAUUGAG